AUCUUUUUUGUAAACUUACUCUUAAAGAAGGGGCCAUAUAACUUUUCAGCUUUAUUACUCAUUGCAGCCACUUCACCGACGAUCUUCUUCUUCAACGGCCACAAACUUCCGGCGACAAUACACUGAUAGGUGAAUCCGACGAAUCCUGAAAAAGGAACAAACGUAUAUCAUCACGAAGAAGAGAUGGGGGAUUCAGAUCCUAUAAGUUCUUUGAGAUGCAGGCACUGUGCAGGUCCUCUCACCAAGGAGAUGGAAACCAGUGCUUGGACAGUUGGACCUCUUAUUAGAGAUAGCUUUUCUAUGAUUGGUUCUGCUGUUGGUGGUGUGUCAAGUGCAUUCUACGGAUUCAAUUUAGUGAUGCCGGUUGUUCAAAGGCGCGUGAGGGGACCCAUGUGGUUGCAUUUCCUUAUUGGUGCCCCACCUGUGAUAGUUUUCUCAUCAGCUUGUGCAGGAUUGGCAGGUGGUGCAAUUCCAGCGCUUGCUCAACUCGCGUCGUCAUCUUAUCAUGCCGCAGUCUCAUCCCCCUCGUUAUCUGUACCACCACCUCAGGAUGAUGACAUCAGCAAAUCUCGAAGCUCCUCUACGCUGUAGUUAUAUGGCGUUAUUCCCAUGGGUACAAAUACGAUGCCAUGUAUGGCAGCAACUGUUACAUGUACAUGUUUUGGAUUUCCGGGACUUAGUUUAAAGCACGACACACAUAUAUAGUAGGUAGCUACUGUUUCUAAUGAUUUGCAUAAUUGACAAUACGAGGAACACGAAGAUUUGGCCUGUCGGAUAUUCGGAUGUGAGAUGGAAUCACAUUCUAUAGCUCAAUUUGCUUUAAUUUGUUGCUUGUCAUAAUAUGAGGUUUUGCA
Messenger RNA from Helianthus annuus (common sunflower), 854 nucleotides. RefSeq lists its product as uncharacterized. Lineage: Eukaryota; Viridiplantae; Streptophyta; Magnoliopsida; Asterales; Asteraceae. The record is from RefSeq and is a predicted model, not a curated record. The transcript has 7 exons. The coding region runs from base 184 to 591 and encodes 135 amino acids.